GUGUGUAUACAAUACGAUAAUAAAUCUAGUGUAGUUGCUGAUAAAUAAAACUGAGCAGAAUGUUACAUAAUCACUUCUUUUGAGACUGGAGUGAAGUCUAAAUAUCACGCAAGUAUCUAGACAAUUCCAACAAGAGUGUGCUAUACUGCUUUGUGAUUUAAUAUGAAUAUGAAAAUUAUGAUGUUCUGCUGAUGUGCUUGCAAAUGCAAUCCGAUGAACGGUGGUGCAUGGAUGGUACAACGAACAUACACACUGACAAGUGACAGUGACACAUGACUUGUGACAUAUUUAUGACAUUGCUGUACUUUUUGAGUUGAAAACCGUUGCCAUGGGGAUGGUCUUCCUUUACACAUGCUCACAAUAAUACUGUCUUCAGUGUUAUUAUGUUGCUGCAAAUAUUAAGGUCCAGCUGUGGUAGCACUGGUAUACUCCCAGGGUCAACAAGGAACAGUUUGUCCCCGAGAGUCCUUGUCCGAACUUGGAGUUCUUCUUCUUCGCUACUUCAGCAGAGAAUGCAACGCCUGGUUCUUGGGAUUGAGACGAGUUGUGAUGAGACUGGAGCUGCAGUGAUUGAUGAAGAUGGAAAGAUUCUUGGUGAAGGAUUGUACUCGCAAAAAAGAAUUCACGUCAAGAAUGGAGGAAUUAUUCCGCCCCUUGCACAGGAUCUUCACAGACAACACAUUAAUUCAGUUGUGCAUCAAGCACUGGACUCAGCUGGUGUAAAACUAAAGGAUUUAUCGGCAGUAGCAACCACCAUCAUGCCUGGCCUUGCGUUAUGCCUUCAGGUCGGUCUACAGUACACCAAAGAUUUAUUACGGCAUACCAGCGUGCCAUUUAUACCAGUACAUCACAUGAAAGCUCACGCACUCACAGUUCGAAUGAUAAAACAGGUUGAUUUUCCCUUCCUUGUAUUGCUCGUCUCGGGCGGCCAUUGUUUAUUAGCAAUUGCUAAAGGAGUAGAUGAGUUUCUGUUGCUUGGGAGGACUUUAGACAAUGCACCCGGAGAAGCAUUUGAUAAGGUUGCUCGUAGACUGAAAUUACAACAUCAUCCUAAGUGCCAAGGUAUGUCUGGUGGUCAGGCUAUCGAGUAUAUGGCACAAGGUGGUAAUAUACGACUCUUAAUGGAUAAAGAUAGACCGUUACUCAAAGUCCGAGAUUGUAACUUUUCAUUCUCUGGUUUGAGGAGUGUAGCUCAGUGGAUCAUAUACAACCAUGAAGUUAAACAAGGUGUUUCUUGCGAUGAUGGCAAUCACUUAAAGACAAUUUCAGACAUAGCUGCUUUAUUCCAACAUAAAGUAGCCCAUCAUUUAGUCACCAGAGUCGUAAGAGCCAUGGAGUUUGCUAAAAGGGAAGAACUGAUACCGGACAACUUAAAGUCCUUGAUAUCCAAUUGGUUUAGACAUCUCCAAACAAGUGAGGGCAGCAGACAUCAAAAUAAAGCGGGUCAAGUUCUGGUGAAAGGUCAGAGAGAAUCACAGAGAGAAGAAGGAAUUUCUGUCAUAGAGAGUACUUCAUCAAUCGACUACUUGGUGCAUGAAGAUUAUGCUCAGUUCGAGACUUACUAUAUUCUGUUCACUAAACAUGAGUACCUCAUAGAGCUAUAUAUAUUGACUAGAGCGCUAACUUGCUCUGCGUUUUGAAGCCACCCUAGGCGCAGACAUGUUUGAUGUGUCCUGUGAUUUUUUAAAUAUUCGUCGUGUGCGCUUACGUAUGCGACUGCCCCAAUGGGGUAGGUCCCCGCUACGAAAACCGUAACUUCGACUUGAUUGACGUACUUGAAAAAAAAAAUACGCGCCUUUUAAACACGACGCACAUGAAGCUCGCAGUUUGUGACGCUGAUCAGCAGAUUGUGCGUUCACAUUUGCCGCUUUUUUUGCUUCGAUGACACAUAAAAAAGAACU
Messenger RNA from Asterias rubens (European starfish), 1901 nucleotides. RefSeq names its product probable tRNA N6-adenosine threonylcarbamoyltransferase, mitochondrial. NCBI's taxonomy places the organism in Eukaryota, Metazoa, Echinodermata, Asteroidea, Forcipulatida, Asteriidae. Gene Ontology annotation, biological process: tRNA threonylcarbamoyladenosine modification. The transcript has 7 exons. The record is from RefSeq and is a predicted model, not a curated record. The coding region runs from base 384 to 1640 and encodes 418 amino acids. Gene Ontology annotation, cellular component: mitochondrion.